Messenger RNA from Diversispora eburnea, 2115 nucleotides. Lineage: Eukaryota; Fungi; Glomeromycota; Glomeromycetes; Diversisporales; Diversisporaceae. The record is from the annotation of a GenBank genome assembly.
AUGACUACUGAAAAUGUUCAGUCUCAACCAAAUGGAGUUUCUAAAACAAGACCUCGUUUACAAAUAAUUAAUGAAAAUCAAAAAUUUUCAGACGAGUUACCGAAAUACAUGAGAGAUGAAUGGAAUUUGUGUGAAGUUGGUUUUAACUAUAACCUUGUUGCCGUAUUUGGUUCACAGAGUACUGGAAAAAGAAUUUGGAUGAGUUGUGGUAAAGACAUGAGCGUAUUGAUUAUGGAUGUUGAAGGUACAGAUGGUCGUGAACGUGGUGAAGAUCAGGCAUUCGGAUUAUAUCAAGGUGCCAACAUGGGACUUCUUAAAACUGUAUUCGAAGUAAAUUUACAAUUAUUUCAAGCUGCACGAAGUAAUGAGAAAACAUUAUUACUCUUUGUGAUUCGAGAUCACGUCGGUGCAACACCAUUAGCCAAUCUAUCGAACACACUAACUGCCGAUUUGGAAAGAAUCUGGCAAAGUGUUUCGAAGCCAGAAGGAUUGGAGAAUUGUAUGAUAACUGAUUAUUUCGACUUCAUGUUCACGGCAUUACCUCAUAAAAUCCUCUUACCAAAGGAAUUUGAACAAGAAGUGAUUAAACUGCGGGAACGGUUUACAAAUCCAAAUAUUAAAGAUUAUGUAUUUAAACCAAAUUAUAGCAAACGAGUUCCUGCAGAUGGUUUACACGAACAAAUUAUGUCCAAUAAGGAUCUUGAUUUACCAACACAGCAAGAACUUCUUGCUCAAUAUCGUUGUGAUGAGAUAGCAACGGUCGCAUUUGAAGCUUUCCUCGGAAAAAUCAAAGGGUUUAGGCAACCCAUUGAAGCAGGAAAAAUCCUGGAUGAUUUAGGACCAAAUAUGGAAGAAAUUCGAAAUACAACAAUUAAACAAUUUGACAAGGAUGCUUCUCGGUAUCUCGCCGAAGUUUAUAAACGUAAACGUACAGAAAUUCUUAAUAAAACAAAUUCACAAUUGCACGUGUUUUUCACGGGUCAAUUGAAAAAUUUAACCAAAAAAUCAAUAACGUCAUUUACUGCUCUUGUUCAGGAAAAAUUGAAAGGCGAAUACGAUUUCUCUGAAGUUGUUAGUCACGCCCGACAGAAUGUCGAAAGCAUUUUUAUCACCAGUGCUGAAGCCAUUCUUCUAUCGGAUACCGAUUGGACUUAUGAUGAAGAAUAUACACAAUUAAAGGAAUCAAUUGAUGAAAUUGCCGCCAAAUUACGUGUUGAAGAAACUAAGAAAAUGGUUAAAGCGUUGGAGAAAUCUUUCCAAACUCAAGUCAAUGAAUUCGUUUCGCUUUAUUUCAAAACACCUGGUCCAGAUAUGUGGGGAAAAGUUAUUCGAAAGUUUCAACAAAUUCUUGAAAAUGUUGAAAAUCAAUUGUUGAAACGCUUUAAUUCUUCGGAAGAAGAAAACUCUACAGCUAUUGAGAGUCUUCGCAAACGUUCUUGGCUACAAUUUCGAAAAAAGGUAGAUGAAGAACUAGCAGACAAUAUGUUUUUGCUUAAAUUACGUGAAAGGUUCGAGGAAAAAUUCCGAUAUGAUGAAGAAGGAUUGCCAAAAGUAUGGAAACCUGAAGAUGAUAUUGAUAAACAUUUUAGAAAAGCAAGAGAAGAGGCUCUUAAUUUGAUACCAAUUUUCUCUAACAUCAAAAUCCCCGAUGAUUUAGAGUUAAAUAUUCCAUCGGAUGAAGAACUAGAUUUGGAAGAAUCUCUAAUAAUUCUUUCCGAGACACGACAACAUGAUUUAACAGUUCGAUUUAAGAAAGAAUCUGAUGCAUUCUAUCUAGAAGCCAAACGAUCAGUGGUCGCAACAACAGCUCGUGUACCAUAUUGGAUAAUCCUUUUAAUAGUUAUUCUUGGUUGGAACGAAUUCAUGGUUAUUAUCACAUCACCAAUGUAUCUUGUAUUCUUCAGUUUCGUGGGUAUCGUUGGUUAUGUUUUUUACUUUUUAAAUCUUUUUGGACCGGUGGAAUCUAUUUGUCGAAUGUUUGUUACAGAAGUACUCAAUUAUAUAACAAAACAGAUUAAAGGUGACAAUAAUGAUAGUAGUACUGCGACUGUGGCGAAAACAUUUACAUCAUUUAUGGGUAAUGCUGAUGAAUCUGUUACGAAAAAAGAACAGUAA